Messenger RNA from Paralichthys olivaceus (Japanese flounder), 6664 nucleotides. It is a transcript of the gene arhgap1, whose product is annotated as Rho GTPase activating protein 1. NCBI's taxonomy places the organism in Eukaryota, Metazoa, Chordata, Actinopteri, Pleuronectiformes, Paralichthyidae. Gene Ontology annotation, molecular function: GTPase activator activity. Gene Ontology annotation, biological process: small GTPase-mediated signal transduction; negative regulation of endocytic recycling. The record is from RefSeq and is a predicted model, not a curated record. Gene Ontology annotation, cellular component: cytoplasm.
UUGUCAGUGGCGCAGCCGGAAGUCACACAGACGCCACAGACGCCACAAAGCCUGAAGACUGACCGCGGAGCAGCGACGGUUUCACGGACUCUGGCUGCUGCUGUUUGGAAGUUGCUUUGUGCAUCUUUGUGUGUCUGAGACAUCACCGUUGAGCGUGUGUGCGACUGGGUGCGUGUAGCGCCGUUCUGCAGCGUGCGCGAUGUCUUCAGAGCUGCUGGUGGAUUUUGGAGAUGACCCUGCGACGGCACAGCUCGGACAGCUGAAGCUGGCCACGAUAGAGAACCAGCAGUGGCCCGCUGAUGAGUCGACUAUCAGCAAGUCAGCGACAGACCUCUCCCAGGGCUUUGACAGUGGCUCUCCCCACCUGCCCUGGAACCAUCCCUUCUAUGACAUCGCCCGCCAUCAGAUCAUUGAAGUGGCAGGUGAUGAUAACUUUGGCAGGAAGGUGAUAGUGUUCAACGCCUGCAGGAUGCCCCCACACCAUCAGCUGGACCAUCACAAGCUGCUGAUGUAUCUUAAAGGAACACUGGAUCAGUAUGUGGAAAGUGACUACACUCUGAUCUAUUUCCAUCAUGGGCUGACCAGCGAAAACAAACCAUCUCUCAGCUGGCUACGAGAUGCAUACAGGGAGUUUGACAGAAAGUAUAAGAAGAACAUCAAGGCUCUGUACAUUGUCCAUCCCACCAUGUUCAUCAAGACUCUGCUGAUCCUCUUCAAACCCCUCAUCAGUUUUAAGUUUGGCAGGAAGAUCAACUACGUGAGCUAUCUGAGUGAGCUGGAGGACGUGGUGAAGUGUGAGCAGCUGCUUAUUCCAGCACGUGUCAAAGAGUACGACAACAAGCUGAGAGCGUCUCUGAAACCUACCGCCCAGCCUCCUAUGUCUCCUCCUCGCAGCCCUCCGCUCCCCAACCAGGUGUUUGGGGUGCCACUUGCAUUGCUCAGAGAGAAUAGUCCAGACGGUGAUUCAGUUCCUGUGGUGAUGAGAGACACAAUAGGAUUCCUUUCAGAACAAGGUUUGGAGAUUGAGGGAAUAUUCAGAAGGUCUGCCAACGUCACUCUGGUGAAGGAGGUCCAGCUGAAAUACAACUCAGGUGCGCCAGUGAAUUUCAGAGAGAUUGAAGACGUCCACUUGGCUGCCGUGAUUCUAAAAACAUUCCUGAGGGAGCUGCCCGAGCCUCUGCUGACCUACCAGCUCUACAACGACAUUGUCAACUUUGCCACUGUAUCCAGUGACAACCAGGUGACGGUUAUGAAGACGCUGGUCGAGUCACUGCCUGAGGAAAACUACACAUCGCUGCGAUACCUUGUCACGUUCCUAGCACAGGUGUCAGCCAACAGUGAGGUGAAUAAAAUGACCAACAGUAAUCUGGCAGUUGUGUUCGGUCCGAACCUGCUCUGGGGGCGGGACAACGCCAUGUCACUGAGUGCCAUCGGGCCGAUCAACAACUUCACCAGAACCCUGCUGGACCAACAGCAUCUGAUCUUCACUUAAACCAACACACCACUGUGACCCGCCUUCUCAUACAGCAUUUACUCUGACCGAUCAGCAGCUUCAUCAGGGUACACCCCCCCCCCCCAUCAGCAGCACUUACACAAAACCACUUCAUCUGCUUUUCAAUGAAAAUACCAUAAAAAUACUGAAAAUAUCCUGCAAUAUCUUCCAUUCUUCCCAUUAGCUGUCAUGUCAAGCUUGUGAUACCAUUUCCAUGAGCCUCACAUACACGAACAUACUAGACUGUAGUACAUACAUGGAACAUAUUAGACUGUAGCCCUCUGUAAUCAAAAGUUCAACAGCCAAUCAGAAGGUGACUUUCCACAUUGAUUUUACUGUGGAGGUUUAAAAUCCAAACGGCAGGUCGUGUGUUUUUCCCGUCGCAUGUAGCAGUCGUCAUGAGGUGCACGAUCAAAUGUUACAGCAUUUUAUUACUUAAGUCCAUAAUUUGUAUAUGUUGCAAAGGGUUGUGCCUCUUUGACUGACAGAGAUGACAACUGUCACAGUGAUGUUAGUGUUGCACUUACUUAAAGUCUUACAGGAGUGAAGCAGCAGAGGCCACGAUGUCCUGGAUUUUAAUCACUUCCUCCAAUCUCUAGAAAAAGGCAUCCAUGUUGUACGUUUCCCUGAUGCAGUUUAUUGAGGUCUCUUAUCAGCCCCUGCCUAGUAAACCUGCACUUUGAACCCACAGUACUCCCCCAGUUCAUAACUCAGGCUUUCAGUGAUAAAUCUGAUUAUUAGGCAAUGAGAUAACCCUGAUGAGUAAUUUCUCAGAUGAUGAGUAGAAUGAACUUUAUAGUUAUCAGUGCUAAACCUCAUGUGAACUACAAAUUAAUUCACCGUCAUGUGACACAUUCCCUCAGCAGAAGUCAGUUAACAUGAACGCAACGUCAGACUGCAUAAGGAAGUGAAAUUAAAUGGCAUCACAAUGCCAGCACGCUAUAAAUUGCUGUAACAUAAUAAAAGUUUCUCUCAGUCAGAACCUGUCUAAGUCACCAAAGUGACAAACAUGUUUUUAAACUAACAACACAAACAAUUAUAAUCUCUUGCGUCUUUGUCGAACACACUCGUUGAACUGGCGGAGUAUUAAGGCCAUGUUUCAGAAAAAAACAUGGUAAGUAAAGUCAUAAUUUUACAAUAAAAAAGUCGUAAUACUACAAGUAUCGUCUCAAUUAUAACUCUAUUCUCAUACUAUUACAUAUUUAUUCUAGUGAUAUUCUGACUUUAUUCUUGUUAACUUACGACUUGAGUUUCUUCUCAAUAUAGACUUUAUUCUAGUAGUAUUGCGACUUUAUUCUUAAACCUCAUUUUUCUUUCUUCCACGGGGCCAUAAUACUCUGUCGUCUUAAAUAUUCAGUGCUGAUGGGAAAGGGAAAAUCUGUCCUGGCCCAGAGGCAGCAAAUCCCCAAAUCAUGAUUUCUGUCUCAACUGUGCUCCACCUUAGUGACGAUGUUUUCAUGUGUGUGUAUGUGGUUCCCUUUUUACACCACAUGUAGGUAGAUCUGUAGUUUUCCCCAAAAUAAUUCAACCUUUAUGUUUUAUCAGUUAAAAUCGAUUGUGCUAGUUCACAAUUGUAAUUUGAUUGAAGAUCUGACCAUAGUUUCAGACAUUUUCUCCUCAUCACAGCCAACCAACCAUUCAGAACCCCCACUACUAACUACUAAUGCAUGUGUUUGUACCUGUUUUCGUGUGUUUCUCAGGCCCGACCUGAACACAGUGUGGCUCAUCAUCUUUUAUCUCUGUAGGGAGAUUAAUAGCGACUGGACUUAGACAUCUUCAGUCUCUGUGUUUACGUGCUGUGCUGUGUUGUGCUGUCAGUCUUCCCUCCUGCUCCUUUCUAACAAAAAAAUGGCCUCCAGCUUCACAGAGAGACACAGAGAGCAGGGUUGGUAAUAUAUAAAUCUAUAAUAACUACAGAUAAUGAGAGAAUGCAGGUAUUUAACCUUUUAUGAUCCCAGAGUAAAGAGAAGAGAGAUGAAGUCUCAGGUUAACUUAUAACUCGGUGAACUUGGUACCAAACGUUGUGUGUGGACAAUCUAUGAAACGCUGUAAUGACAGCAGAUCAAGAUCUGAGCAUGGGUUAAAGCCCAAACACAGAUUUGUGGACAUAGUUUGCUGAACUCUACUAUAUCCUAAUAUUUGACGUUUGCUUCUUCAUAGCUCUUUCCUUCCUAUAUUUGUUUUAGUAUUAAUAAGAAGACAAUAACCUUUGACUUUUCCCCCCUGCUACAACAUAACACUGACUUAACUUUCAUCAUAGCUCGUCAUAGGAGCUGUUUUAAUGGUACUGUAUAAACAGCUGACACAACUCCAUAGAAUGAAAUUCAACAUUCAGUAGCACAAACACAGAAAGUACAGCACCUCUUUUACCUCAAGCGGCAGAAAGAACCAGCUCUUAACUUUUAAUUUCUAUUAUUUCCAGUUAAUGCCUCCAUUUUUCUUUUUUUUUUUACAGUCAAAAGUAUUCAAGAAUUUCUAUAUUAUUGGCCGUAAUUGUGGCAGUUUUGCAGGAGGAAGUGAGGUACACUGAUGUAUAUGUAGGUCAGUGAAGCGCAACAGGGUGCUGGGGAUGACUCUGUGCACUGUUGGGCUUUCAGGAUUUUAAUGUGAUAAUGAUAAAAAUGAACAAUCACAAAAUGGUGUUACACAAAGUUCUUACAUCUUAGACAGAGAAUAUUUCAUCCUUUUGAACUCUCUCAACAAGGGUAGAUCUUCCCCCUCUGUACUCUCCUACUAAUGUAGAAUUCCCUGUAGAUGUAACUAGGGAUUUCUGGGUAUUGAAGUCUAAAGCAUUUUAAACUAUGACACUAAACUGCCCCACGACCAGUGUUUCCCAGCUCAGCGUUAGUACUCUUCAGUAGCUGCUGCCUGUUUGAGGCUUGUGCACUUAAAAAACUGACAGUGGUUGCGUGAGUUUGUUGUCAUUUAUUCUGGUCGUGCUGCAUUGCCUCUGUGCAUUCUGGAUCUUUCAGUCUCUUUGUACAGCCGAGAAAAAUAUUUGACGUGAGCGAAGUCACCGAUAGGAGUCGUGAGGUAUUUUGCUCUGUAUUUGCCUUAUGUUGUGUGGUUGAUGGUGCACAGCUGAUGUAUGAUGGUAUGUGUGCGUGUGCUCUCUCUUCGUGGUGCAGGGUCCUCUGGGCUGAUUGGGGCUGGGCAGUAAAACAAAAUCAAUAAUAAGAUAACUUUCAUCAACAGCAAUGAAACAAAUCAAGAUAGUUGUUUUGCAGUUGUUUUUCAUUCAUUCUGCUUCUAUUUGGAGGAACUCUCCUUCCGUAUAUUCUGGCUCAGACAAGUUGGCACGGCUGUUGAAGUCAAAGGCUUCAUCGACGUUGUCCACAUCCGAAAAAGAUUCAGCCAUGAUGGCUGCUCUCAGUAAAAUCCAAACUCCUCUCAAUGUAAGUGGGACUUCUCGUUGAUGAUGCCGGACUCUUAGCAAAGACCCCUAAUAAUAAUUUCACUCCAGUCUUCCCUGUAAGCACUUUAUCUAAGAGAGACACACUGAAUACCUGGUUGUAGUCUGAGGUGCAUCAUCAAGCUUUAUAUUUUCUCGUCAUUCCGUUUCCAAAGCCUUAAUUUCAAGACAAUUUACCGCCAUCUGUCUCCAAAGUCAGCUCAUCCAAAGUUCUGCAUUCUGUGUCAAAUUCAAACAACUAUUCAGGUUUGAGCAGCUCAGUGUACUUUGUUGUCAAGUGUGUGUGUUAUAUAUAAAACUUUAGCUGUAAGUCACAGCUGUUACCCAUUUUCCCUUUUUGACCCUGAUCCCUUUAUUCCUGCAGCCAUGCAGUUUGUGUGAAGACUCAAAGGGGCCAAACACUGUCGAAUCCGUUGUCCUUUAUUUCGUCAGUGGUGAAAAUCCUAGCAGUGAGUAAAUACUGGUGUCGUAACGUUCCGAUUGUUAUGAUGGGACGUGACUGAAAACAUCAUAAAAUCUAAGAUACAGUUUGACCGAAGCUGAAACAGAAGAAGAAAAAAAAUCUCAAAUGUUUACCUGUUGCAUCUCCCGGUCAUGUCAAUGCCGCGAUGGCAAUCGACAGGCUAUUAGUGUAUAUAUGAGUGUGUGUGUGUGUGUGUGUGUGUGGGCGGGCAAGUGUGUAUUUGUGUGUAAUUCAUAUGGACCCAGCACAUUUGAAAAUAUGUUGGUUUAAAUGUAAAAAAAUAAAUAAAACUAGGGCUCUGUCAUAUAAAGGUGUGAGUGAAUGAGAAAGAGAAACAACAUUCUUUUUUUUGUGAUUUGUAUAAUUUGAAAAAACACAAUAAGGUGAACCCAAGACAACUCGUGACAACUUGGACAGUUUUAUUAUUUGACAAUUGUGUGCGUGUGCAUGCUCGUGCCUUAUCUGUUAUCCCCCAAGUGAUAGUGUGAUUAGCCAUCAAAGUGCCAGUGUGCCCGUUCUGCCAUAGAUUAACACAACUCGAGGUGUGUUCAACACAGCGCUGGUGUUAGACCACGUUCGCAACAGGAGUCGCUUAAAGAAGACAAGUCGAGCUUCCGUCCAAACCUGUCAGCUUGUUGAACACAGGCCAGCUGUAAUGGAAAAUCACAGGCUUAAAGAAAUCCAUCACUUCCGAAGAGGAUUAAAGCAGCAUUCAUGUUCAUCAAUCAAUUCUGACACAUAAAAAAUAUGAGAGAUAACAGAAUAUUUUUAUUUAAAUGAAGUCAGAUUUGAUUAUUAACUUUUUUUGUUACCGGUAUCGAUCAUUUGUGGAUUCUCAUAUUCAUCUCAAAAGAAAUAUGGAUAAAUCCUCUACAAGCACAUUUUAAUCUAAUUAUUUCAUAUUUGCAGUUUUCACUCAUUUUUUGCGAUUCCCACAUGUAUUGUCAAAUCUGUCUUUUUUUAUUCCAUCUUUCAUUUCAUACAACCACAUACAUUUUCUGUUUCAUUUCUCUAUUUCUGUUUUUCCUGCUGAUCCAUUACAGCCCUGUCUAAUCUAUGGAUCUUUGUACUGUAAUUGUCGUCAUGGUGACAGUGAACAAUAUUUGUCACGGGAGAAAUUAUUUUGGUUUCCAGGCUGAUUUUAUUGAUACUUUGUGGUUUUAUUUUCUUAACUGUAAAAUCUGUUUUCAUCCUUUACUUUUGAUAUGUUGUGGAUUUUUAGUCUUAUAUAUGUAUGAUAUAAUGAUAGUAUACUGUAAUAUCAAUGUGUGCAAACAAUAAAGAGAUGGCGAAUGAA